Molecule: messenger RNA, 1685 nt
Organism: Durio zibethinus
Lineage: Eukaryota; Viridiplantae; Streptophyta; Magnoliopsida; Malvales; Malvaceae
Source: RefSeq, a predicted model, not a curated record
UAAUAGUGACAUAUUUAUUUGACAUAGUUGCUCUUUUCGUGAUUUCUAAAAAAUUCAAGGGCUCCUAUCGAAUAAACCCCAACGAUACGACAAACCCUAGCAAUCAAAAGAAAAUCAAUCUUUUUGUCUCAUAGAAUUUUAGCAGACUCUACUGUCCCGUAUAUAGGCUCACUACGUACAAACAUACUUUCCAAACAUACAGUCGAACCUUAGUCAGCCAUGGCUCUUCCUCUUGGCAAGUUAACUAUCCUCGUGGGUGCAGGUAUUGUUGGAUCGGUUCUUGCAAAAGAAGGGCACAUGUCGAGUGUUUCUGAUUUUGUUUCUGGUGCUUUCAAGUUUGCUUUUCGGCAACUUAAACUUAAUGAUUCUACUCCAUCAGUAAACAAGCCACGCAAUGACUAUUUGAUGGCUCAGGUUAACAGCCUAAGGCAGGAACUGCAAGUCUUGGCAGCAAACAGACCAAUUACGAUUGUAACUGGACGUGGAGCAGGUACCAGUAAAUACAGCAUAAUCAUUGUUGUUGUAGUAAUUGGAUAUGGCUAUGUUUGGUGGAAGGGUUGGAGGCUUCCUGAUAUGAUGUUUGCAACGAGGCGUAGUUUAUCUGAUGCACGUGAUGCCAUAGCCAAGCAGCUUGAGAGUGUUUACUCGUCAAUCUCGGUAACCAGACGACAUCUAUCCUCAAGAAUUGAGGGUGUGGAUAAUCGCCUGAAUGAAAUUGCAGAUAUUACUGCUAUUACUCAAGAUGAGGUUUCUCUGCUACAAGAUAAAUCAAAGAUGCUCAACAGCAAUGUUCAAUCUGUUUGUUAUGUAGUUCAAACUCUGGAAAGUAAGAUUAACAGAAUAGAAGGGAAGCAGGACAUGACCAAUGAAGGAGUAAAAUUGUUGUGUGAUUACGCCCAGACCAUGGAACAGAAUAUAUCCACUGAUCGUAUUCAGGCUUCACCAGCUAGUCCCUCCAUGCCGGCUCUUGAAUCCCCAAUGGAAACACCAUCAAGGACUGCGUCAUUGCCUCCUAUUUUACUAGUAGAAUCGACGUCUCCUUCUGAUUCCAAUGGAACUCCUAAGGUUAAGAGAUCUCCAAGAAAUGCUGUCUCUGACUCAGGCCUUAAGGAAGUUGGUGAAUCAAGUAGCCAUGAUGUUGCCAAUAGGAAUCGAACUUCAGAAGACAAAACUAAUGGGUCUUCGGGUUCUGGUUUCUUUGGGAUGAUGUUUUCACGUGGGAACGGUUCUUUCCUCACAAGAACUCGCAGUGCGACAAACGCUGUGCUACAACAGAUGGGAUCAAGUAGACAACAACCAUGAACCAUGACAAUCUUACAUUUAAAAAAUAGUACUUAAAUUUCUGCUUGAUCAUAAUUUUAUGUUGGGGGAGAUGGCAUUUCCAGGUCUCAUGGGUGUCUUAGACCCUUAGUCCCUCCAAUACAAAGAUUAUAGGGUAGUGCCCAAGCCAGAAGUUAAAAUUGGAGUGGGUGCUGAAUUUUGCAGAGGUGAUAUUUGUGUGAUAAAGGGGUAAUAUCAUUCUUGUUAGGUGGUAAAUGCUGGUUGGGAAGUUCUUUUUCGUUUAUCUUCUUAGGUAAUGCAGGCACCUUCACCUAAUUUUUCAAAAUUUUAAGGGAGCAUUGGUUCCCGAUUACAAUGUAUAAGUUGCUAGUAGUUUAAUAAUUCAUCCUAAAAACAUUUUUACC